AUGGAAUUUACUAAUUUGACAUAUGAAGUGGAAUUUCGUAUUCUCGGCUUCUCUGGUCUCAUGGCUACCCCUAUUUUGUCAUUCUUUAUUAUACUAAUUAUCUAUAUCUUUAAUGUAGUUGGGAACUCCCUCAUUAUUGUGGUAACAAAUAUGGACACUAGCCUUUACAAACCCAUGUAUUUCUUCCUGGGCAAUCUAUCACUUGUGGACAUGUCCUUUACAACAGUCACUUUACCUAAAACAAUGGAAAUUUUUCUCUCCGCCAAGAAAACUAUUUGCUUUGCAUGUUGCAUUAUGCAGAUGUAUUUCUUUCUAUCGGUUGGAGUGACUGAGUCUUUUCUUCUUGCCCUCAUGUCCUAUGAUCGCUAUCUUGCCAUCUGUAAUGCUUUACAGUAUACUAGAAUCAUGACAAAUCGAGUCUGCAUCUUUAUGGUUUUGGGUUGUUGGAUUAGUGGUUUAUUCAGUAUUCUAUUGCCAGUUAUUUUCAUCUCUAGGUUGCCAUUUUGUAAAUCACAUGACAUCAAUCAUUUCUUUUGUGACCUUUCUCCAGUUAUUCAGCUGUCAUGCAGUAACACUAAAAUUCUUGAGAUUUUUAUUUUUCUCACAGCUAUCAUAGUUAUUCUAGGAACGUUUUCAGUAAUAGUGUUGUCCUAUUUCAAAAUUGUUAUAAGCAUUCUACGUAUUUCCACAUCCACAGGCAAAAAGAAGGCAUUUUCAACAUGUGCUUCUCAUCUCAUAGCUGUUCUCAUCUACUAUGGCACUAUUAUUUUUAUGUAUGUACGCCCCAAAUCCAAAAGUAAUUUAGAUCUAGAUAAACAAACAUCAGUGUUUUAUUCCAUCAUUACCCCAACUCUAAACCCCCUUAUCUACACCCUAAGAAAUAAUGAAAUGAAAAGAUCAAUUCGGAAGUUAUUAAAAAAGAAUUCAGUUUUCUUUUCAUAA
Molecule: messenger RNA, 942 nt
Organism: Bufo bufo (common toad)
Lineage: Eukaryota; Metazoa; Chordata; Amphibia; Anura; Bufonidae
Product: olfactory receptor 6N1-like
Exons: 1
Coding region: 1-942 (313 amino acids)
Biological process (GO): G protein-coupled receptor signaling pathway
Cellular component (GO): membrane
Molecular function (GO): G protein-coupled receptor activity; olfactory receptor activity
Source: RefSeq, a predicted model, not a curated record